Molecule: messenger RNA, 1502 nt
Organism: Megalopta genalis
Lineage: Eukaryota; Metazoa; Arthropoda; Insecta; Hymenoptera; Halictidae
Product: lipase member H
Biological process (GO): lipid catabolic process
Molecular function (GO): serine hydrolase activity; lipase activity
Source: RefSeq, a predicted model, not a curated record
UAGCCGGUUAUGUUCGUUAUGACUGACGAUUUUAAAAAUGUCGAACUAUCGUCUUGCAGUAAUUUUUGCAGUUAGUUAUUUUAUUUUACAGCCGACAAAUUCGUCAUCAAUUCUUAACACAAUAAAGAUGAAACUCUACUUGAGGGAACCGGAACCUAAUAAACUUUCUAAUGAUCCUUAUCGAAAUUCUUAUAAAGAAGUGUAUCUUGGACAAGCGGCAGAACUUCUUCAAUUCAUGGAUUUGCAAGAGAUCACAUUGAUACACUUUCAUGGUUACAUACAAUCAACAGAUACAAACGAUGUUGUUGACCUAAUGCAAGGUUAUUUAGUUGGUACUAAUUAUAAUGUCAUCGCAGUAGAUUAUAGGGAUAUCACAAAUCUUGACUAUCUUGAGGCAGUUCUUCUUGUCGAUGGUGUAGCUACAGUUAUGGUCCAAACUAUAUACGAUAUGGUCGCGGGUGGAAUGAAUGAAACUAAAUUAAUACUCUCUGGAUUUUCGAUGGGUUCUCAAGUUUGCGGCUUCAUUGGGCGCAAACUAUCUUUCCAACUUUCAAAGAUAAUAGCUGGGGAUCCUGCCGGAAGUGGGUUUUAUGUUCUCGAGCCAUCGAUAUCUGCUUCAGACGCGCUUUGUGUUCAAUGUAUCCAUACUGAUAUGGGUUGGUAUGGACAUACGGGACCCUGCGGUCACUUAGACUUCUAUCCAAAUGGCGGAGUUAGGCAGCAGCCUGGUUGUCCAGAGUCGUUUGAUUGCAUGAUACUAAUCCAUGGAGGACACACUCCUUUAUGCUCAUUUGGUGAACUUAUAAGCGCAUGCAGUCAUAACAGGGCUGACAAAUACAUGGCAGAAGCUGCGAGGCACUCGGAGGCAUUCCCUAGUGUAGAAUGUAAUAGUUGGGACGACUUUAUCCAUGGCAAAUGUGAUCGGAAUGUUACAAUACCUAUGGGAUACGCUGCACCAUGCUCUGUUACGGGCAAAUUCUAUCUCCAAACAAAUAGUAGGUCUCCGUUUUCGAGGGGAUUGAAUGGUACAGCCUAUGAAGACUAUGUUAUACGUCCGUUAAGGAAAUAGACGACAGGGCAAAGCUGCGAGCCGAACGGCCAAUACUGGAGCACGAAGAGACUAAAGAAACUAGGUGGCACACAGAAGAAAGCCAUCAGGAUAUCCCCGACUGCGAGAUUCACAAUGAAAAAAUUUGUGACAGUUUGCAUUCGUUUGUUACUGUGUACGACGUAGCAAACAAGACCGUUGCCCGUCAUCGCGAUCACGAAGACGCUACCAUAGAAGAAAUAAAUGAUGCACUUGAACCAGCUCACCAAGAAAAUGCUAUAUAUUCCGCUGAAAUAGUUGCAACUAAUUUCAACUUCGUAUGGUGUCGAGUUUGUGCCAUUGAAGAUCUGCACGAUGUGCACGGUGUAGUUUUCGUACCCGUAGCUCAUGUUGCGGUUCGUCUUUCACAGCAUCUAGACCUAACAAUAAAAUCAUCACAAAGUCAUUAUAUUAU